Molecule: messenger RNA, 1611 nt
Organism: Durusdinium trenchii
Lineage: Eukaryota; Dinophyceae; Suessiales; Symbiodiniaceae
Source: the annotation of a GenBank genome assembly
AUGGACGUGGACAGACUGAGUUCAAGAUUGGCAACUCCCCUUUCACACCGGUCAUGCCGCAGCUCACUCCGAAGCGAUAGCAACAGAACCAAGAGCUCAAGAUCUGUUUUCAGUUGUCCUUUUUCUGCGCGAGAUCCAAGAGCUUUCCCACUUGCUGGGGCGUCAAAAGAGCAUGAGCAGCUUCACCGGAACCUUCACGAUGAUGCAGCUGGUGCACGGAUCUCCUGGUGGCUUCGACAGAGAGACAAAUCAAAUGAAUAUCUGAAGAGCAGAGGAUUUCUUGUCGGUGGACCUUCAGUGAUUAGUGAAGAAGUUCAUGAAUCAGGUCAUAUUGCAAGCCAGAUGACAAGAGCAUUUGCAGGUGCGGCUGGCAGGCGUGCUUCAAAGACUCGACAACCUGUACCCUACACUAUAGAUCCAGCGUUUGAACACACAAAGCAAAAUAUGGAACUUGGCGACCAUGCAGGCAAAGAGACAAUAAGAACCAGUACCAUGCGGGACGUUUUGCACGACUCUACAAACGGCAAGAACUCUGGCCAAGAUUCUGGGAUGCAAAAAGGCAGAGACGUUUCACAGGGCGGCAAAGCAGAGAGAUCGCAAAGAUCUCACCGAACACGCAGGGCCACCGGAAGCGCUGCCGCAGGUCUGAAGUGUAUGGGAAGCAAGCCUCGCGCGGAGGGUAUCAAGGUACACCCGUCAGGGAAAGUUUGUGAGAUAGAUGAGGUGAUUUGUGGUCGAGACAUUUCACACUCUCCUUCAAAGCUGAAGGAGCAUCUCAGUAGAGAAGAGUUUCAAGGAGCAGCUGGCAAGAAAAGCCUCGGCGAGGUAGCGCGGCCAGAAGGGCUGAAAACCAACGUUGCCCAUGCUGUUUCUCAAGUUGACGAGGUUGUGUUUGGCCGGGACAUGGACUCCUCCAUCGAGAGGACGGCUGAGCAUUUGGAUGACGACACUUUUCACGGAGCCGCAGGUCGGAGGUACGUGGGACACGUGGAACGUUGUGGUGGACUGAAGCAGCUUCCUGCAAGAACGGUUUCGCAAGCUGAUGCUGUCAUUUUGGGCCGUGACCUUGGACACUCGCAAGACAAAGUGGAGGAGCACAUGCAUCUUGAAGCUUUCAAGGAUGCAGCUGGCUCCCAUUCUCUUGGACACCGACCACGAAAAGAGGGGCUGAAGAGCAACUUCGUCCCUGGCACGUCCCAGGUUGAUCAGAUUGUUUUUAAAAGCGACGGGGAAAGCUUGGAAGUUCAAGACCACCUCCGCCAAGAGGAGUUCCGAGGUGCCGCUGGAAGAAAAUACAUCGGGCAUCGAGAAAGCCCAGGUGGUUUGCGGCCGAGUCACAUGGCGCAUGUUUGCGCAGUGGACAAGAUUGCUUUUGGUGCUCUGAGUGACUCUUCUAAUCUUGAUGCUCAUCUCCGGUCUCCCAAUUGGACAGGGGCUGCCGGUCGGAAGUAUGUUGGUGCGCCCACAAAGCCUGAAGGGCGCCAACCUGUGUUGGGUAGCGGUCUUUCCCAGGUCGAUGAAAUUGUCUGGGGACAUGAUAUUGAUGGCUCAAAGGAAAAAUUGCAGGCAAAGGAAAAGGCUCGAUUGAAUGCGAUCGGCUGCUCUGCCUGA